AUAGGAGGAAGUUAUUUUCUCGAGGGCUUGUCCACUCUGGUUUCAAAGUUUGUUAGAUGAUGGAUAUCAACAUUGGCGAGCUUCACAGAAAGAGAGAUGCUUCAGAGACUUUGACUACAGCUCAAUCUCAAGCUCCUUGCAGUGACCGUCCGAUGUUUUGGACUAUAUGUCCAUUCUGUACUGUUAGGUACAGAUCCUAUAGAAGCCUUCUCAACAAACCAUCCCGGUGUCAAUCUUGCUACACGAAAUUCUUUGCGGGCGAAACCCUUGUUAAAAGGGCUACGCCAGGGGAAAAAGCAAGUCAGACAACUUUGUCUACUAUGGAGAAAAGUGCGUUGAGUCAAAACCUUGUUACUAGGAGCAAAUUGGUUGCAUCGACACCUAAGAACCAGCUUCAGCUGCAUAGAGCUCACCAACCUCAGACAGCUCCAGUAAGUUUCCGCCCGAGAUUUUGUGCUAUGUGUCCAUUCUGUGAGUAUAAGUAUCGUUUUCUGAGAAAGUAUAUCAACAAAUGGCUCAAUUGUCAGAUUUGCCAGAAGAAGUUUCAUGCUGUUGAAGUGAAUUUCUCCUUGCUCCAACCGAAAACAGUCCCAAGUAAGAAUCCAGGCACACAUUUGUCUAGAGAGGAAAGUUCCUCAGGGUUGAGCUAUGGUGAGAAGAGACAGAGGAAUGAGUAUGGUGAUAUUUCCAAUACUGCAAAUUGCAGCAACUCUGAAGAUGUUAUUGUAAAUCUAAGUAAAAAUUGCAGUAGAAGAGUGUCAGCUGAUAAUGGAGAUACAAGAGAAGAUUCUAGAAGCAAAAAGCAACUCCAUGAGGUUGACCUUUGCAAAGAAACAUUGCCAAAUGUCAUGAACAGGAAUGGUCAGCUAAAGAGGAAACAAUAUGCUCAAGUGAGAGCUGCAAUGGGGAUCGCUCAGAAUAUCGAGGCAGAUAAAAACUCUGGUUUUUGUGAUACAAGUUCAGAAGUUGUAGUACAGCCGAAGACUUCUGAAUGUGCUGGUCCAAUGUUUAACGACAUUAGGGGUGAUUUUCUUGUGUCGACACCCAAGAAUCAGCACGACAAAGCUCAAGCUUUCUCCUUGCAACAACAGAAUAAAGUUCCAAGUAAGAAUCCAGGCACCCAUUUCUUUGGAAAUGAAAGUUCUCCAGGUUUGAGCUGCGCUGUGAAGUUUGGUGAGAAGAGAAAGAGGAACGAGAAUGGUGAAAAUUGCAAUACUGAAAAUCACAGCAAGUUGGAAGAUGUUAUUGGCAGUGCUGUACACAAUAAUAGAAGAGGAAUCAAUGAUAAUGGAGAUGCAGGAAGGCUAGAAGCGUCGGGAUGGGGGAAGAAACUUCAUGAAGUUGAUCGUUCUGAUGAAAUAUUGCCAAAUGUCAUAAAGACGAAAAAGAGGUUGAAUAAAAACCAAUAUGCUUUGGGGAGCUCUGGUUUAUAUGAUCCAGGUUCAGGAAAGAAUCCAGACACAGAUUUCUCUGGAAAGGUAAGUUCCCCAGAUUUGUGCUGUGCUAUGAAUGUUGAUGAGAAGGCAAAGUGGGAUGAGUAUUGUGAAAUUUUCAAUACUGAAAGUUGGAGCAAGUCCGAAGAUGUUAUCGUAAAUCUAAGUAAAGAUGGCAAUGGAAGACUGUCGGAAGAUAAUGGAGUUGCAGGAGAAGAGUCUGGAAGCGGAAAGCAACUCCAUGAGAUUCAUCUUUGCAAAGAAACAUUGCCAAAUGCCAUGAAUAGGAAUGGUCAGCUGAAUAUGACCCAAGAUGCUCAAUUGGGGGCUGCAAUGGGGUUCUCUCACAAUCUCGCGGCAGCUAAAGACUCUGGUUUUUGUGAUACAAGUUCAGAAGUUGUAGUGCAACCAAAGACUUCUGAAUGUGCUGGUCUAAAGAUCAAUGACUUCGAUAAACUGAGGGAAGAAGUAAAAUUUGCAGUUGGCCAGGCCUGGGCUCUUAAUGAUACAGAUGGGAUGCCUCGAUUGUAUGCUUUGAUCAGAAAAGUUUCAGCUCCUUGUUUUGGGCUUAGGAUCACAUAUCUAGAGCCAGAUCCAGGUAAUGAGAAAGAGAUCCAAUGGUUUGAAGAAAACUUGCCUGUUUCUGUUGGUAACUUCAGGCUUGGGAAAAAUCUGAACACAAAAGAUCGUUCCAUAUUCUCUCAUAGUGCCGUAUGCAGUGAAGGAAGCACUGGUCAUAUUGUUGUCAUCCCAAGAAAAGGCGAGACUUGGGCAUUGUUCAAGAACUGGGAUAUUAACUGGUCUUCAGAGCCAGAUUCUCACCGCAAAUCUGAGUAUGAAUUUGUCGAAAUUUUGUCAGAUUACACUGAUGGAGCUGGUGUAUCUGUUGCGUUCUUGCAUAAAGCAAAAGGCUUUGCAAGUGUAUUCUUUCGAUUGGGAACUAGUAAUGCAGACAUAUCGCAGAUUCUUCCUCACAGUUUAUAUCGGUUCUCCCAUAGGAUUCCUUCCUUCAACCUGACUGGAAUUGCAGGAAAAGGUAUGCCAAAAGAUGCUUACGAGCUGGACCAAGCUCUAUUACCUGAAACAAUCGAUGAGAUAAUCGUCCCUCCACAUCUAUUAGCAGAGCCUAAACCAGAAGCUCUCUACUUUCCUCGUGAGGGAAAGGUUUUCCAAACUGGCCAGAUCUGGUCAUUUUACUAUGGUAACGUUAACUUGCCUCUAUACUACUGUAGGAUUCAAAGGAUCACUUUAACUCAGGCAUUCGAGCAGGAAGCAGAAUUUAAACUAUCUGUAAGUCGGUUAAAGACUAAUCCUUUCCCUGAGGAUGUCAUUCAGUGGGAGGACAAGAGAAUGCCUGUUGGUUGUGGAACUUUCUCGGUGAGGAAAUGUUUCGAAGUACUCACUCCAGAUGAUGUUUUACAUCAGAUAGUGCCUCAAACCUCCGUGGAUGGAAAUGAUUAUACCAUUCUUCCCAAGAUUGGGGAUGUUUGGGCCAUAUACAGAUUCUGGACUUGUCACAAGGAGUUCAAGGACAUUGGUUCCUGCAGCUAUGACAUUGUCGAAGUUCUUGAUGACACCAUGGACUAUAAGGUUUUAGCAUUGGAGGCCACGAUGUUUUCUAAUGAAGAGGAAGAUAUAAAUACAUUCUUCAAAGCAGCUGAGAGUAGGCAUCCUGAUUGUGACGAUGAGGAUGGGUCAGAAGUGAUAUUUACAAUCCCCAAGUCAAAAAUGCUAAGAUUCUCGCAUCAGAUUCCUGCUUCCCGAGUAACCAAGGAGAUAGAUGGAGAUUUGAAAGAGUUUUUUGAAGUUGAUCCUAAAGCAUUACCUACAAACGUGAGGAGUACUGGAACUUACUUAGAAUUUCUCAAUGGUUUAAAAGCAUGUGCUACUUUUGUUGGGGAUACCUGUUCAAACGAGCUUUUUAGAAGGAAAGGUGUUUCAGAGACUUUGAUGACAGGGACUUCUUCUGACGGUGCUGCAACAUUAUCAUCAGCUUGUGCUGUGUGUGUUGGCGAGAAGAGAAAGAGGAACAAGUAUAGUGAUAGUUGCAAUGAUAGAAAUCACGGUCCUGUAAGUAACAAUAGAAGAGGAUCUAAUGAUAAUGGAGAUACAGAAAGGGGAGAAGAGUCGGUACAAAUACAACCAAAGAUUUCUGAAUCUGUUGGUCCAAAGUUUAACGACUUUGGUAAGCUGAGGGAAGAAGUAAACUUUGCAGUUGGUCAGACCUGGGCUCUGUAUGAUACAACUGGGAUGCCUAGAUUGUAUGCUCAGAUCAGGAAAGUUUCAGCUCCUUGUUUUGGUCUUAGGAUUACAUAUCUAGAGCCAGAUCCAAAUGGUGAGAAAGAGCUCCAAUGGUUUGAAGAAGACUUGCCUGUUUCUGUUGGUAUGUUCAGGCUUGGGGAAAAUAAGAGCACACAAGAUCGGUCAAUAUUUUCACAUGUUAUUCAUUGCAGUGAACGAAGCAACACUCUUUGUUUCAGCGUCACAUGUCGUUUCAUCAACACUUGUCAUUUUAGUGUAUCCCCUAGAAAAGGCGAGACUUGGGCGCUUUUCAAGAACUGGGAUAUUAAGUGGUCUUCAGAGCCAGAUUCUCACCGCAAAUUUGAGUAUGAUAUUGUCGAGGUUCUGUCAGAUUACGCGGAUGAAGGUGGUGUAUAUGUUGCAUACUUGCAUAAAGCAAAAGGAUUUGCUAGUGUGUUCUUCCGAACAGGAACUGGUUAUGAAGGUAUAUUUCGUAUUUUACCUCACAGUUUGUAUCGGUUCUCUCAUAGGAUUCCUUCCUUCAAACUGACUGGAGUCGAAGGAAAAGGUGUGCCAAAGGAUGCUUACGAACUGGACCAAGCUGCCUUACCAGAAACAAUCGAAGAGAUCAUCGUGCCGUCAAACUCUGAGAGUGAUUUAAAGUCUAAACGCCAAGCCAUCUACUUUGCUAGGAAGGGGAAGGUUUUUCAAAUUGGCCAGAUUUGGUCAUUUUGCGGUCUUUAUCAAGAGUUUCCUCUGUACUACGGUAGGAUUCAGAAGAUCACUUUUACUCAGGUACACGAGCAGAAGGCAGUAUAUAAAUUACAUGUAAGUCCUUUAAAGGCUACUCGUUUUCCUUUGGAUGUGAUCGAGUAUGAAGACAAGAAGAUGCCUGUUGGUUGUGGAACUUUCUACGCUAGAAAAGCUCUCGAAAUAAUCAGUCCAGAUGAUGUUUCACAACAGAUAGUGCCUCAAACCUCCAUGGAUGGAAAUGAAUAUACCAUUCUGCCUAAGAUUGGGGAAGUUUGGGUGAUAUACAGAUUCUGGAGUGAAUACAGGGAAUUCGACAAGGUUGGUUUAUGCAGCUAUGAUAUUGUUGAAAUUCUUGACGACACAUUGGACUAUAAGGUCCAACUGCUGGAGCGCCACCACGGUCCUGAUGAAUAUGAAGAUGAAGAUGAAUAUGAAGAUGAUAAGUUGCUCUCCCGUUUACUCAGAAAGAAAAAAAAGUUCUUUACAGAAGUCACGGAGUAUAAGGAUAAUGAAAUUGAUGGGUCGGAACCAAUAUUUACGAUCACAAAGUCGGAAAGGCUCAGAUUCUCGCAUAAGGUUCCUGCUUUCCGCGUAACCAAACAGAUAUACGGAGGAGAGAUAAAAGACCUUAUAGAAGUUGAAUCAAAAGCAUUACCUGAUCAUAUGUCCUGAUCAAACGGUUUGGGGUAUGGUUCCAUUUUGCGUUCUAGGGAUGGGGAGGUCUUCAUAUCAUUGAGCAAAGAAUGCUGAGGGAAGCCAAUGAUUCCUUUUUGUUAGCUUAACCUGAUUACAUGAGGUUUCCACACCAUUUGGUGCAUUUUGCCGGGUUUGUUUUCUCGUUAAGACUUUCUCUAUGAUGUAAGAAUGUUCUUCUUAUUCUUCUAUGGAUAUGAAACAGCAGGUAUUUGCCGCUUGGUCUGAAAUUCUAUCUCAA
Molecule: messenger RNA, 5361 nt
Organism: Arabidopsis arenosa
Lineage: Eukaryota; Viridiplantae; Streptophyta; Magnoliopsida; Brassicales; Brassicaceae
Source: the annotation of a GenBank genome assembly